GCAGAGGGACAGAGAGAGGGAGGGAGCUGCGUGCAGGCAGAAGGGCUCGUUAGGGGAGCAGCCUGUGCAGAUAUACAGACAUACUUGUGCUCUGACAUCAGCCCAGAUAGGACGCAGGCGCUCCCGCUUUCAGGACGCGUCCCCUCUGCCAGGAAAGGUGAGCCCUUCAGGACGCAGAUCUCAUUUAUCCAGCGGAUAUAUCUCACCGUCCCCCCCCUCGAGGACGAUGAGGAACGAAGCCGGAGUUUGACUGAAACGCUCUUUUACGCGCCGCGUCCAUAUAGUCCUCGUCGACGCACGACGCAGGGAGGAGUGGUGUUUCUCCUGUGGCCGGACUGAAGCCCCUUUUUUUUGCUGAAGGAUGGUGCUGGACAAGGAGGAGAGCGUGUCUCUCGUGUCCCUUCAGUCCAGAGAGAAGCCGAGAGGUUGUGCCGGCUGUAAUGGGAAAAUCCUGGACCGCUUCAUGCUGCAGGCCUUAGACAGGUUCUGGCACGAGGAUUGUCUGAAGUGUGCCUGCUGUGACUGCCGCCUGGGCCGGGUGGGGUCCACGCUUUACACCCGUUCCAACCUCAUCCUCUGCCGCAGAGACUACCUCAGGCUCUUUGGGGUGACGGGGAACUGCGCAGCGUGCAGUAAGCUGAUCCCCGCCUUUGAGAUGGUGAUGAGAGCCAGAGACAACGUCUACCAUUUAGACUGCUUCGCCUGUCAGCUCUGCCGCCAGAGAUUUUGUGUGGGAGACAAGUUUUUCCUCAAGAACAACAUGAUCUUGUGCCAGCUGGACUAUGAAAAAGGCCAUCUUAAUGGUAGCUCUGAGAGGCAGCCUCAAUAAGAGAUGAAGAGAAGGAACCACAGCGAGGAGGCCAAACCCUGAAAGUGACAGCAGAACCCCCCCCCCCCUCUAUCCAGCCUCUUUCUUCAGACUGAACCCUGCUGAGUGGGGAAAAAAAGAAAAACUAAUUACACAUAAUGGCUGCAGCCUGAUAUUUGAAUUUUUUUAUUACAGAGCAGCUAUCACUUCCCACCCAAACACCUCAUGGAUGAAACGCAGCCAAUCAGGCCACACACAAACCGGAGCAGCCGGUCCUCUGUGGUUGUCCAGUUGUUCUGGCUGCAGUCAACCGUACCCGUUGGUCCGAGCAGGGAGCCUUGUCACGGAUAAAAACAUAUUUCCAACUGUUUGAAGCUUCUGCAAAGGAUGAGGAGUUUGUCACACUGCCUGCCUUUCGAGCUUGUAGUUAUUUAAUUCUUUCCUUUAAUCUCAAGCUGAUUUUUCUUGCCUUAUUAAAGUGGAUUUUUGUUAACUGUUCCAGUGGUUGUUAUUGAUCAGGACAGCACGUGCUUUUAGAAGAAGAUCCGCAUUUUCACGUAUAGAAUUAUGGGUAUGGAAAAGUACAUUCGAUUUUAAAAAAAAUCAUGAUUUGUUUGUCUCAACCAUUACAAAUGUAAGCUCUAUUUGCUGCUGUGUUUUGAUUUUUUUGCUUUCCAUUUCUAUAUAAAUGAGUUUUGUUUUUUAGAUAUCAAGUCAUUUUGUUGUUAUGUUUUUGAACUGUGUAAAUUAUUAUGAAAGUAUUUAGUAAUAGCCCCACUGGUUAAAAUAAAAAGUGUUUUAGCUCC
Oryzias latipes (Japanese medaka) is the source of this 1614-nucleotide messenger RNA. RefSeq names its product rhombotin-1. NCBI's taxonomy places the organism in Eukaryota, Metazoa, Chordata, Actinopteri, Beloniformes, Adrianichthyidae. Gene Ontology annotation, cellular component: nucleus. Gene Ontology annotation, molecular function: DNA-binding transcription factor binding; transcription coactivator activity. The record is from RefSeq and is a predicted model, not a curated record. Gene Ontology annotation, biological process: positive regulation of transcription by RNA polymerase II.